Molecule: messenger RNA, 4156 nt
Organism: Drosophila melanogaster (fruit fly)
Lineage: Eukaryota; Metazoa; Arthropoda; Insecta; Diptera; Drosophilidae
Gene: dco
Product: discs overgrown
Exons: 4
Coding region: 390-1712 (440 amino acids)
Cellular component (GO): nucleus; cytosol
Molecular function (GO): protein kinase activity; protein serine/threonine kinase activity; ATP binding
Source: RefSeq, marked reviewed
CAGAUGGUAAUUUUCUUCAUUAUCGGCGCGGUCACACUGCGAAUAUCAAGAUGGCGUAAAUUUGUAAAAAAUCGUCGAAAUCUAUGUGAAAUAGCCAGAAAAAUUGAAACGAAAGCGCAGCGUUGAUGCAAAACUCGAAUUAGAAGAAGGAAAAGCAGCGUCGCCAGCAGAGGAAGUGGGCAAAGCGGAAUAGGAAACAAGGAAUAUAAGAAAAACAAGCCACGAACCCUUCGAAUACAAAGCCAUAAGCGACUGCCUUGAACAAAUCGGAACAAGAAGAAGAAAGGAGCUCAGACGAAAGGACAGUGCCAGAAAGGCAACGCAAAUCCGAGGAACCCGAGGAGUCCGAACUCUACCACACAGAAACCCACAGAAACAGACGUAACAAAAUGGAGCUGCGCGUGGGUAACAAAUAUCGCCUGGGCCGCAAGAUAGGAUCGGGAUCGUUCGGCGACAUCUACCUGGGCACCACGAUCAACACUGGCGAGGAGGUGGCCAUCAAGCUGGAGUGCAUCCGCACCAAACACCCCCAGCUGCACAUCGAGUCAAAGUUCUACAAGACGAUGCAGGGUGGCAUAGGCAUACCCCGCAUAAUCUGGUGCGGCAGCGAGGGCGACUACAAUGUGAUGGUGAUGGAGCUACUCGGACCCUCGCUGGAGGACCUCUUCAACUUUUGUUCACGCCGCUUUUCGUUGAAGACGGUUCUGCUGCUGGCGGACCAGAUGAUCUCCCGCAUCGAUUACAUACACUCGCGGGACUUCAUCCAUCGCGACAUCAAGCCGGAUAACUUCCUCAUGGGUCUUGGCAAAAAGGGCAACCUGGUGUACAUCAUUGACUUUGGCCUGGCCAAGAAAUUCCGCGAUGCCCGGUCGCUGAAGCACAUUCCCUAUCGGGAAAACAAGAACCUCACGGGCACUGCCCGCUAUGCCUCCAUCAACACACAUUUGGGCAUUGAGCAAUCGCGUCGUGACGACCUGGAGUCCCUGGGCUACGUCCUAAUGUACUUCAAUCUGGGCGCCUUGCCCUGGCAGGGCUUAAAGGCAGCCAACAAGAGGCAAAAGUACGAGAGGAUCUCGGAGAAGAAGCUGUCCACCUCGAUUGUGGUGCUGUGCAAGGGCUUCCCCAGCGAGUUCGUCAACUAUCUGAACUUCUGUCGCCAGAUGCAUUUCGACCAGCGUCCCGAUUACUGCCACCUGCGCAAACUCUUCCGCAACUUGUUCCACCGUUUGGGCUUCACUUACGACUAUGUGUUUGACUGGAACCUGCUUAAGUUUGGCGGACCUCGCAAUCCCCAGGCGAUUCAGCAGGCGCAGGACGGAGCGGACGGCCAGGCGGGUCAUGAUGCGGUGGCCGCAGCAGCGGCGGUGGCAGCAGCGGCAGCCGCCUCCUCGCAUCAACAACAGCAGCACAAGGUCAAUGCGGCGCUGGGUGGCGGAGGAGGCAGUGCAGCGCAACAGCAACUCCAGGGCGGCCAAACGCUGGCGAUGCUGGGCGGCAAUGGAGGCGGUAACGGCAGCCAACUGAUCGGCGGCAACGGACUCAACAUGGACGACUCGAUGGCGGCCACCAACUCGUCGAGACCGCCGUACGACACGCCGGAGCGUCGGCCUUCGAUACGGAUGCGGCAGGGAGGCGGUGGUGGCGGCGGUGGAGUGGGCGUAGGCGGUAUGCCGAGCGGCGGAGGGGGCGGUGGCGUGGGGAACGCCAAAUAAUAUUUUAUCGUUUAGGUUGCGACGCUGGACACGACACAGUAGACAAACAACAACAGAACUCAACAAACUAUACAUGUAGUAUAUAUAGUUAUAUAUACCUAAUAUAUAUAAUACUUGCUUUAUAUAUGCGGUAAAACACGUUGAAUGUAUCCAAGCGGCAGGAUGACCAGGUCCCUGCCAGAAACGGAGGACAAGAGCAGUGAGAGAAGAAGAGCAGAGCAUAGCAAAGCGCAGCGCUUUUCUUUUUUUGUGUGUACAUUUUCGUUUGUUUUUUGACAUUUUGGUUUCUGCUCCCAGAUGUUAGAACGUUGAGCGCGCUUAUUAUUAAUUAACUAGCCUAUGAUUAAUUUAAUUUAUACUAUUAGAACAUAAACGAUUGCAACCUGGCUGCAAGAAACUGCAACAAACCGCACUGUUCAAUUGAUUUGAGAUCCCUGCCUGAAGAUUGGCCAAUAGAUCGGCGGUUGAUUAGGGGUCCGCGGAAGGGUUUGGGAGGAGGGUUAGCAGGACACGCAGGCAUUUAAUUCUGUUUUGCAUUUGACUAUUUGCUCUUGGCCGGCUCAACUUUUUCUUUGUUAACUUGAAGUCCCAGACCAAAUCAGGCAGAACAUGCAGAACCGAUCAUGAACACAUAAUAACUCGAUUGUAAGUGUAAUAUUUGUGUAAAAGAAACAAAGGACACCGCGUUCAGCGAGUGUCCCUAACCCUAGACUAUAGGCUCUAGCUCUAGCGAAUCCAAUCCAUACAAAAGCAUAUGCCACACAGCAAGGCACCCACAUUGUAACCUAAGUUGAUGGUAAAAUGAUUGCGAUUACCACGUGCAGUUCUCUAGCUUUAAGCAACGCUCUGACUUAUAAGGCCCUCCUAUGUUAUAUUAUGUAACCUUCUGUACCGCCUACUCCCCUAUCUAUAUAUAUAUAUUUAUAUAUAUAUAUAUAUAUAUAUAUAUAUAUAUAUAUAUAUAUAUAUAUAUAUAUAUAUAUAUAUACUUUCGUGGUCUGCACUUUGCUGCCUGUGUUCAUAUAUAUCUUUCCGAUUUUUAAACACUUAAGCGCGCAUUUCCCGAGCGGUGGGCAAAUGGGAUGCGAGAUGUGGGAGCUGGGAGUUGGGGCAGCCCUUUGUUUACGCAACAAAAUCAUGUAACUAAGAUAGAGAGCAUAUAAAUUGCGUUAGACAUACACAACAAAACAAUUGCAUUAACGUUUCGAUUUAACAAUGUAAGUAAUGGCCCUGCGGAGGAAAGUUACACAACGCUAGCUAAUAAACUAUAGCUAUAAUAUGAAAUUUGUUUAUAAGUAAUACCAAACCGUAAAAUAAAAAAGGAAAAUGCAAAAAAAAAACUUAAAUUCUAAAUGCGCCAAGAGAUAAUGAAUGGGUAAAAAUAUGAAUAUACAUUAAUAUAAACUAUAUCUUAUGAGAACACGUAAACAUGUAAACCCCACAGCGAUCGGCUGGCUAAGAACUAACAAAUCAAAGAAAUGCAAAACACAAAUCGGAUCACUGAACGCAGAAGCCACUAAAACUUAAAUAAAAGUACAUUACGUGAUAUUUCUUACAAAUUGUUUUGUUUUCUAAUCGGUUUGUUUCAGUCAUUUUACUUUUAUUUUUCGAACACAACUCCAUUCGAAGCGCACGCCUUGCAAACGACCAACCUUGUAAACACGACCAUAUAGCGCAUUCAGAUUAGGGGAUCCGCGACCGUGGAGAAGCCCCAAUCCUCCUCCCCAAACCGAGAAUUGAGAACCUAGUGAUGAGUGUACAUAAGAAUAAUAUCCGAACCCCAAAAGUAUAAAAUUAAAAUAUAUACAUAUGUGUGAUUUUCCUCCUAGCAUACAGAGUACUAAACCUAAACCAUUAGCAUUUUAUUGAUAGAAAAGAAACGAAAUCGAAGCCCGACAAACUGAUUCAUAGCGAUUAUGAGCCACUAGAAAUGGAGAACUAAAUGAUCUUGUAUGAGCGAGCAGUCCAUUCAGCAUAAGCGAAAUAGAGAAACUAACAAAUUGAGAACAUAGUAAUUUCGAAGGUUUUGUAUAAUUAACUGUAUAUGUAUAUUGAGAAUAGAAUUUUGAACUAAUAACUAAUUAUACUAAUUGGAUCGAGUUCGAGUGUAUCAUGGGCGAUAUGAGAGAAAAUCAUUAAAAAUAAACCACCAGUGAUAUGGAAUACAAAAUAACCACAAACGAAAUCGAAAUCGAAAUCGAAGCGGUUCAUGAAACAUUUCAAAAGUACGUUGGAUCGGAAUUCGACGGAUGUAUCGAUAAGUGCACGAUAAGGCCACAUUUAUGUAAUUAGCAAGUAUUUCGAAUUAAACCGAACAUGGAAUAUGUAUGUGUGAACAGAAUAAAAGCAGCUACUAAAUAAGCCACACCACCAUUCACAAUAACAAUUACGAACGAGGCAUUAAAAAGCUUAAACAAUAAUAACACGACUCAUCAGAUUUGCUU